UCCCUUGUUCUCACAUCAUUUAAUUAACGUCCUAAAGUAUGGACUGUGAGCCCAUUUUACGGAGGAGGGAACUGAGGCCCAAAAGAGGGGCUGUCACACGAGGUGGAGCCAGAAUGUGAACCCAGUUCAGCACAGGAGGCUAAUCUUCCCCUGUCAGUUUAGGGUGGUGGGAGGGUAGGAAGGAGAAAGGAAGAAGGCCAGCAGGGGCGGGCAUGGCCUCGGAUCAUCACCGUCACCUGGGCCCCUCUCUAUCUGAAGUCCCUGCCAAGGGGCGUGGGGAGGCGGCCAGGGGAGGGCUCUGCUCAGCGCAGCCUCCCCCUCCCCCAGCUCAGAGAGCUGAGCACAGAAGGACAGAGGGACAGAGGCCCCCAGAAAUGUUGUUCCCUGGAUGCAGGUCCCGGGCCCUGUCCUCCCUCUGCUUCUGCGUCCUGGUCCUGGCCUGUGUCGUGGCAUGUCAGCAAGAAGGGCCUGGGGGAACCUCGAGCCCCCCGCCAGAGCCGGCCAGUAGUUCCUGGAGCCUGGUUCCGGGCAAGAUGAAGGAGUGGAUGGAGUCGCUCGUGACCAGAACAAGAGAGAGCUGGCAGUGGUUCUGGGGCCCCAGGGCCUUCCAGGGCUUUGUGCAGACCUUCUAUGAUGACCACCUGGGGGACCUGGGUUCCCACACCCAGGCCUGGCUCCACAGCUCCAAGGACAGCCUCCUGAACAAGGCCUACAACCUGUGUCCCCAGCUGCUCUGCAGGGACAGCUACUGGGAUUAAAGUGUUCACAGCCUCUGCAAUAAAGAAGUUCUCCUCUGUCCCUGUCCCAGUCCCUCCCGGAUGCUGCCAGAGAUAACCCCACCCCAUCUGCCCCCCGGAGGUUAAGGAGUAGAGGAAGUGACAACACGAAGUGACACACGUGGCAGGGGAGCGACAGUUGGGGCGGGGGAAGGAGUGGGGGCCGGUGGGGGGGGAAUGACCCUGCUCCCCCAGUGCUGAGACCCACCACUGCAGGCUUGUGGGCGGCGCGGAAGACUUCAGGCUUCUCAGUUUGGGGUGGAGGGUGAAGGCUGGAGACCAGGCAGGGUUAACAAGCCCCCCCAGCGGCCCCUCCUUCAGCGCUCUGCGUUCACCUCGCACGGGAUGGAGACCCCAGGCCUCAUGCCCGGCGGGCAGCCAGAGCCC
Orcinus orca (killer whale) is the source of this 1163-nucleotide messenger RNA. RefSeq names its product apolipoprotein C4 (gene APOC4). The record is from RefSeq and is a predicted model, not a curated record. Bases 213 to 758 code for a protein of 181 amino acids. Gene Ontology annotation, cellular component: high-density lipoprotein particle; very-low-density lipoprotein particle. The transcript has 3 exons. Lineage: Eukaryota; Metazoa; Chordata; Mammalia; Artiodactyla; Delphinidae. Gene Ontology annotation, biological process: positive regulation of triglyceride storage; triglyceride homeostasis.